This is a messenger RNA of Colletotrichum aenigma, 1422 nucleotides long. It is a transcript of the gene UGA3, whose product is annotated as Transcriptional activator protein UGA3. The transcript has 2 exons. Gene Ontology annotation, molecular function: DNA-binding transcription factor activity, RNA polymerase II-specific; zinc ion binding; transcription cis-regulatory region binding. Gene Ontology annotation, biological process: positive regulation of transcription by RNA polymerase II. The record is from RefSeq and is a predicted model, not a curated record. The coding region runs from base 1 to 1422 and encodes 473 amino acids. Gene Ontology annotation, cellular component: nucleus. NCBI's taxonomy places the organism in Eukaryota, Fungi, Ascomycota, Sordariomycetes, Glomerellales, Glomerellaceae.
AUGACUAGCGCAGUUGAAGCAAGCAUAUCGCAAAAACGCCUACGCAACGGCUGCCUGACGUGUCGCGAUCGCAAGAAGAAAUGCGAUCAGAUCUAUCCCAUCUGCGGCGCAUGUAGCCGCCUGAAUUUCAUCUGCCGCAGAGAGGAUCUAAAACAGCCGCGAAAACGCGGUCGCCCACGAAAGUCGGUCCCUCAAGACCCCUCCGCCGAACCACGUGGCCCGUCUGCUUCUUUGACUACCAAGACUCCGGACAUCUCAGCCUUUUGGCUGCAACAUGGAGGCGCCCAGAUUCCGGAAGAUUUCGCGGCUCAAAGAAGGGUGGUGCUGCGAUAUUACACCCAAACCCUCGCUGCAUUGAUCACUACAAACCUGGAAAACAACUGCUUCAUAUCGGUCUUCCUGCCACUUGCCAUGGACUCGCCAGCCUUCCUCGACACUAUCAUAGCUUGGUCAUCGACACAUCUGGCCCAGUUGGAAACUUCUUACGAAAGGCUAGCUCUGCAAUGCCGGGGAAGGGCGUUGCGAUCACUGUCAACCUUGAUCGCAUCCGCUAAGCGAGAGCCGGAGAUUGAGAUGGCCUGUUGUCUGGUACAGUGUGCCCUGGAAAGCAUAUCUGGCGACACCAGGCAAUGGUUUACACAUCUCAGCGGCGCGAAUGAAGUGAUGCGGUCUGUUUGCGACAAUGGAGAUGCAACAUGGGAUACCACUUCGUUUUCCUCCUUCGAGGGCCAAUGGCUUCUGCGCAGUUUCGCUUACCACGAUAUCAUGGCGGCUGUGGCCGCAGAUACUCGGCCUCUCCUGGUGGCAGGGCAUUAUUGGUUAUUUGGAGAGAGGGAGCCCCCAGACAGCUUAUUCGGAGUUGGGUCUCGGCUACUGUUCCUGAUCUCGGAGACAAGCGUGCUCAAUGCCGAUAUGAUGCUAUCGCACCUUCAGGAGGACUUCGUCCAGACUGCUUUUCGGGAGAGGGCGCUGAGGCUGGAAGAAGAGUUGCUGUGUUGGGAAUGCGACACCGCUGACCAGUCUGAGGGUUUAGUCGACCUUGCCGAGAUGUACCGUAAUGCCGCCUUACUUCAUCUUCAUCGAGUAGUGCGUCGUAACUUUCCAGGCAGCACUGAGUUGCAGACCAAGGCCCCCUCGCUGGCUCAUGGUAUCAUUGAAAGACUACGCAAGAUUCCCCACAAGAGCCUUGUUGAGAGCUCGUUGCUCUUUCCGCUUUUCAUCUGCGGUGGAGAGAUCAGCCACCCGGACGACAUCGAGGCGAUAAGAACGAAGAUGAAGUCAAUCGUGGUAUCCCGGCAUCUUUACAACUACGACUGCGCGCUGAGAGUUCUUGAGGAGCUUUGGCAACUUCGAUUAUCAAAUAAGGAGGUCGAUUGGCGCGAUGUUUUGGAUAGGAGGCAGUGGAAGCUUUCCAUCGUUUGA